Medioppia subpectinata is the source of this 2376-nucleotide messenger RNA. Lineage: Eukaryota; Metazoa; Arthropoda; Arachnida; Sarcoptiformes; Oppiidae. The record is from the annotation of a GenBank genome assembly.
UGUAUAGAAGAAAGCGAUCACUUAGAGUGUGUUGACUAUAGUGUUAGGAAUGCAUUGCUUUUGAGAUCAGUUUUGAGUGUAUUCUUUGCCGAAGAGAUAUAGCAUUGAGUUGUGAUUGAAGUGACGGUCAAAUCCAUUGGUAAUGCUUUUGCCGAAAGUAAGCGCUUAUCGCAAGUGUUGGCAACUCUUGGCCUCAAUUGAGAGCCAAUCCAACAGAAUAUUCUUCACUCAAAGCCACAAAUCAUUGCACACUUCCAUCGAUGGCCGCAAACAAACACAUUCUUCGCAUAAGUCUUCACAUCAAAUCUCAAAGGAUUAUGCGGUGACUGACCAUACGUUUGAUGCGGUAGUGGUGGGCGCGGGUGGGGCCGGACUGCGGGCCGCCUUUGGUUUAGUACAGGAGGGCUUCAAGACGGCGGUGAUUACGAAGCUGUUCCCGACCCGAUCUCACACAGUGGCGGCUCAGGGAGGCAUCAACGCUGCGUUGGGCAAUAUGGAGGCCGACGACUGGAAGUGGCACAUGUAUGACACCGUCAAGGGAUCCGAUUGGUUGGGAGAUCAGGACGCCAUUCACUACAUGACUCGUGAGGCGCCCAAAGCGGUGGUCGAACUCGAGAACUACGGAAUGCCAUUCAGUCGGACCCCUGAGGGCAAGAUAUAUCAGCGGGCGUUCGGCGGACAGUCGUAUAACUUCGGGAAAGGAGGUCAGGCUCACCGCUGCUGUUGUGUCGCCGACCGCACCGGUCAUUCACUACUCCACACACUUUACGGCCAGUCAUUGAGAUAUGAUUGCAAAUAUUUCGUCGAAUACUUCGCACUCGACUUACUUAUGGAAAACGGAGAAUGUGUUGGAGUUAUCGCUCUUAACCUCGAAGACGGAUCCCUCCAUCGUUUUAGAGCCAAAAACACAGUUCUGGCGACCGGUGGUUACGGACGCGCGUACUUCUCGUGCACUUCUGCGCAUACGGUGACCGGCGACGGAACAGCAAUGGUAAGUCGAGCAGGACUUCCCUGUCAGGACUUGGAGUUCGUUCAGUUCCAUCCGACCGGUAUCUACGGCGCCGGUUGUCUCAUAACAGAGGGCUGUCGAGGAGAGGGAGGCUUUUUGGUGAAUAGCGAAGGCGAACGCUUUAUGGAGAGGUACGCACCGGUGGCCAAAGACUUGGCCUCUCGCGAUGUCGUCUCCCGAUCCAUGACUAUAGAGAUCAGAGAAGGCCGUGGAUGUGGUCCUCUUAAAGAUCACGUGUAUCUACAACUCCAUCACUUGCCCGCCGAACAGUUGGCCACACGUUUGCCCGGAAUUUCGGAGACAUCGAUGAUAUUCGCGGGCGUCGACGUGACUCGGGAACCGAUACCAGUGCUGCCAACUGUUCACUACAAUAUGGGAGGCGUUCCCACUAAUUUCAAGGGACAAGUGCUGACAUAUGCUGAAGGAAAAGGUGAUGAAGUGAUUCCCGGCCUAUACGCUGCCGGCGAGUCUGCCUGCGCCUCAGUCCACGGCGCCAACCGAUUGGGUGCCAACUCUUUGCUUGAUUUAGUAGUGUUCGGUCGGGCGUGCGCUCACACUAUCGCACAGACCAACAAACCGGGCGAACGUAUCGCUGAAUUAAAAGCUAAUUCUGGUGAACAGUCGGUGGCAAACCUGGACAAAGUGAGACACGCCAACGGUUCCACAUCCACAGCAGAGUUGAGACUCAAAUUGCAGAGAUAUAUGCAAACACACGCCGCUGUCUUCAGGACUGGUGAUAGUCUUAGGGAGGGAUGUGUUAAGAUUGACGAGUGCUUCGAACAACUCUCUGACCUCAAAUUGAAAGACAGAGGAAUGGUGUGGAACACAGAUCUGGUGGAAGCGCUGGAACUGCAGAACCUGAUGCUCAACGCGUUGAUGACAAUUAAUGGCGCCGAACGCCGUGAGGAGAGUCGGGGCGCACACGCGAGGGAGGACUUCAAGGAUAGGGUCGAUGAGUACGACUACUCGAAGCCUAUUGCGGGCCAACAGAAGCGUCCGGUAGAGAAACAUUGGCGCAAACAUACGUUAGCGGUGGUCGACAACGGGAAAGUGGGCAUUUGGUACCGACCCGUCAUUGACCAGACACUAGAUAACGAAUGUAAUACCGUUCCGCCCGCCAUCAGAGCCUACUAGUGCUGCUGACCCUUAGUAUUAAUUAAGUUGAAUCAAAUGUAUUAGUAAUUAGAAAAUUGGUUUAGAAAAAUCCGGAAUUAAUUGAAAUAAAAUUGAUUUAAUUUUAUUUAUAAUUAUAUGUUUUAAGACAAUUGAAAGGCACGGCUGAGAUAAUGAAUCAGUAUUUUAUAAGUAUAGUGUAAUUGACAAUAAUAUGUAAAUAUUAAUUAAUAAAAUACAAAAAUUAAAACAAA